Molecule: messenger RNA, 228 nt
Organism: Knipowitschia caucasica
Lineage: Eukaryota; Metazoa; Chordata; Actinopteri; Gobiiformes; Gobiidae
Source: the annotation of a GenBank genome assembly
AUGAAGAAGGAAGAGGAAGGGGAAGAAGAAGGAAGAAGAAAGAAAAGGGAAGAAGAGGAAAGAAGGAAGAGGAGGAGGAAGAAGAAGAAGGGGAAGAAUAAGAAGAAGGGGAAGAAGAGGAAGAAGGGAAAGAAGAGGAAGAAGGGGAAGAAGAGGAAGAGGAGGAAGAAGGGGAAGAAGAGGAAGAAGAGGAAGAAGGGGAAGAAGGGGAAGAAGAGGAAGAAGUGA